This is a messenger RNA of Lingula anatina, 2572 nucleotides long. RefSeq lists its product as uncharacterized. NCBI's taxonomy places the organism in Eukaryota, Metazoa, Brachiopoda, Lingulata, Lingulida, Lingulidae. The record is from RefSeq and is a predicted model, not a curated record.
UUGUUUACGAAUAGAAGUACACGUGACCCUAUUUCAAUACUUGGGGGUGAAUUUAGCUCAGGGCGGAAUAGAUAUAUAUCCAAACACAGUAUAAUCGCGGAUAUAUUGUGCCGCAUCUCUCGCGGUUUGAAACUAGGAUGCCAAAUAAAAAGAGAAAGAAGAUUGGUUAUAUUGCCAAGAAGGCAGGAGCAAAGAAAUAUGUGAAGGCCAGGAGAUGUGAUUCAGAGGAUGACAUUCCCUUAAGCAAGUUGAUAAGUGUGCCCUCUAUAAACCCAGAAGUUCAUCAACAAAAUGGUAGUAGAAGGAAACAAGUGGUAUCUAGCAGUGAUAGUGAAGAUGAAAUACCACUAAGUAGUUUACGAAGCAUGUCACAGUCUGUGUCUGAGGACAGUCAUAUUCAAGGUGUGUGGCAAUCAAAACAUAUCAAGCCAAACAAUGGGCAAUAUUUACCCAAAAGGCAAACCAGUUUCAAGGAAGGCAGCAAGUAUUUCCCCCAGCAUCCUUGGAGCCUAGACCUGGACAGAGAACUUAGAGAAGAAAAAAAGAGAAUGGGAAGAAACAACCACCAUGAUGAUGUUCUUCAACUUGUUUUACCUCCUAAUUUUAUUAAUAUUGGACAACAAACAGGGAGAUGGAAAAUUUUAAAAGACGAACUACAAUAUGGCACCAGUGAAAGGCUGGCAAAGCUGCUGAUAGACAUAUAUUACGAAUACAAUGAUCUUCUUUCUAAACCAUGUAUGAAAAAAAUACUUGGAAAUGAUGAUGGCUAUGAAGACUUCAGUCCAUUUCUGUUGGACACAGAAAAGCAGCAUGAGUCAGUUCAACACGUUUCCAUUGGUCCAGACAUUGCCAACACCAGAGGGCAGCAUGAGUCGGAUGAUUAUCCCGUUAGUUUUCACAUUUCUGACAUCAGAACACAGCCUGAGCCAAACCAGACUGAUGGAGUUAUCCAGGACACCAGAUGGCAGCCUAAGCCAGACCAGUCUGAUGGAGUUCUCCAGGACACCAGAUGGCAGCCUAAGACAGACCAGACUUAUGGAGUUCUCCAGGACACCAGAUGGCAGCCUAAGCCAGACAAGACUGAUGGAGUUAUCCAGGACACCAGAUGGCAGCCUAAGCCAGACAAGACUGAUGGAGUUAUCCAGGACACAAGAUGGCAGUACAGGCCUAAUGUAAUUUCAAAUGACCACAAAAAUAGUUCUGUUACCAGUAAGCAGCACAUAUCAGUUGAGGGAAAUUUUCAUAGCCUAGACAAUCAGGACACCAAAGGCCUGUACACCAUUUUUGAUGGUAAUGAGAAUUUUUCUAACAUUUCCAUAAAACACAUUAAACAAGAGGUGAAGGAUGAAAUGCACCAGGGUAAUGACAAAACAAGCCAAGAUUUAAAAGUAUCUAUGAACUCUGUUUUCACUCCAGAUAACCCAGGAUCAACAAUCACAGAAAAAUUAAAUUCUCAGAAUGUCACCAAUUUAGAAAAGGAUCCUGUUAGUGCUCAAAUUAGUCCAAGAAAGCCACUGUUGGAUAAUCAUAAAACUCAUGCCAACAACACAAUUAUAUGUGCAGGUGAUGCUCCAAGAACUCUCUAUAUCUGUUCCUAUUGCCCUAUGCAGUUUUGGUCUCCAGAUCGUUAUAAAAGACAUGAAGAAAUUCACUUGAGUUACAGAUAUCACUGCAUGUACUGUGACAGAACAUUCCCACACAAAGCCAGUUGGAAAACUCAUGAAUCGGAACAUAAAGGGAAAAACACAUUGAAGUGCCAGCACUAUGGGGAGAGAUAUUCUAGAUACAAUAUCUACAGUGAACAUGAAAGGACACACACUGGAGAAGAUCCAUACAUGUACCAGUGCCGGCACUGCGGCAAGAAAUUUAUCAGCUCCUUGGGAAAGAAUGCACACCAACGGCAGCAUGGACUUGGAUCUGAAAAGCCUCAGAAAUGUCAGUUUUGCUUCAGAAGAUUUGCCGAGAAGAAAGAACUUAUUCGCCACAAGAGGAUUCACAUUGGGCACAAAUCUUAUAAAUGCCAGUAUUGUGAAAAGAUUUUUAUGGAAAAAGCUAUCUGUAUUGGUCACGAGAGACUUCACAGGGGGGAGAGACCAUACUCCUGCAGGUUUUGUGAGAAAACAUUUAUCUACAGAGAAACCUGCAAACAGCAUCAAUUAGCUCAUUCUGGAGUGGACAAUGAAAAUGUCCAUUUUUAAGCAAGAGUAUUAAAGUUAUAGUGAUUGAGAAUAGCCCUUAAUGGAUCUUGUUUGCUAAUUGAAGAUCACUUUUCACUUUUGUGGGAAAUCCCUUAUAUAGAUUAAUGUUAGAUAUUUCGUUUUAUAUAAAUAAUACACUGCAAUGAGAACCUUAUAUUAUCAGUAUUGCCAUACAUCGAUUAUGCAGCAGUAUUACUUGUAUAUUAUAGAUUUUAAAGUGGAUAGAAUGGUAUUUGACUUAACAUCAAAACCCAGGCCAUGGGUGAUGUCUGAAGUUUGUUAUUAUUAUUAUUAUUAUCUCGUCAAUUAAUUAGGAAGUAAGUUGUGUCAAAUUGUCCAAGUACAUUUUGAAAAAUACUCAUUUGGGAUCUUAA